This is a messenger RNA of Lagopus muta (rock ptarmigan), 1477 nucleotides long. RefSeq lists its product as uncharacterized. The coding region runs from base 159 to 1208 and encodes 349 amino acids. The record is from RefSeq and is a predicted model, not a curated record. Lineage: Eukaryota; Metazoa; Chordata; Aves; Galliformes; Phasianidae. The transcript has 6 exons.
UAGAGCCGCCAUAUCAGCAGCGGGUCUAGAGGCACCAGGUUGGAGCCAGCACCGUGUCUCCCAGUGGCUGAAGGCAGCGCAGACUCUAAGGACCCUUUGCCUCUGGCAACCCCAUAGACCGGAACCCAAGAACUGCAGCACAGAGCUCUGCAUACUCAAUGAGCCAAAACCAGGGUCCCAGUCACAACUCUUCAAGGCUUUUGGCACGGAAAGAAGAGAAGAAUAAAUUCCAGAUGCGGAUCAGUGGGAAUCUCUUCAUCAAAGAGUUCUUGGAAUUGUUGGCUAAGUGGCAGCCAGCUGAAAACAUCAAAAAGCAAUACAUGGAAAAGGUGCUGCACGCAGUGUUCUUCUUUGGAAGGCUGAAUCAGAGGCAGAUAAGACCCAGCGAAUUCCUACUCUUCCAACCUUUCCAGAACCUGCAGGAGAAUUAUCCUCGAUCAUUCCAAGAGUACAACACCCACCUGCCCACCAUGACACCAUACUCCAUCCUGCUGCAGUUUGGCAACGAAGUAGCAGGAUGCAGCACCCAAAAGGAAAUGGAGUCUUUCCUGCAUGAAUUUAAUAGCGCUGUGGAAAAAACAAUGCAGGAUCGAGAACUCAAAAUGAAGCCCAGUGAGCUCACCUUCAGAGCCGCAGUUGUCGCUUACAGCUUUUACAGAGAACCCAAAAAACCUGAGAAUAAAGCAGGCUUCCCUCUCUUUUAUGGAGCAUCUGUCUCCUGCAAAGGGCUGAUGGAGAAGAAGAUCAUGAUCAGCAUCCUGUGCCUCAGGACGUGGCACAAGGCGGUGGCGUUCGCAGUGUACCACGGGCAGGAUAAUCUGGUCAUUGUCUUCCCUGAUGAAGUGCAGUGCCGAGCCUUCUGCUACAGCAACGGAGUCUUCAUAGAAAAGCCACCCUGCGUGAACUGCAAGAUGAUGUAUCACGUCAACUUCCAGCCGUAUGAGGGUGACACCAGGGAAAACAUCCCAUGGCCGCACGGAAACUGCGCUGAGAAUGAGAGCCUGAGCAAGCUGCUGCAAGGCACGUCGGGGCUGCAGGAGAAGGUCGUCUCAAAAGACACUUCUGUGAUAAACAAUCCCCCACAGAACACCUACCAGGCCAUUGAGCAAGAAUUUGAAAACAACAUACAACAAAAUCUUAGAAAUCAGCUUAUCAGGCUGCUUCAGAACAAAAAUCUUCCUCAUCGUCUGCAGUUUUUUGAACCAUAGUGAGUGCCAGAGAGGCAUCUGCAGUGCUGUGUAUCAGCACAACACCCCCAAGCCCCUGUCUUCCUGCAUACUCCAUGCCUCCAAACCCAGCUACAUGCUCAUGCCAGCAGGUUCUGCUCAUCUAGGGUGAGGAUGCAGCCUGGCUCUAUGUCCUGCCAGCAGCACAGUGAUAGCAUAUCCAUUUGCCUCUUGCUAAUCUCCAUCACACAGGGCUCUGCUUUUCACCAGUGUAAAUAAACAUGUCUGAUUUUCGGUUACGUACCUGAUGA